CGAUUCCAAUUAAUGUGACACUAUUUCCUUUUUAGUUAGUCUUAAAAAGAAUGACUAUAUUUUGUAUCAAUUUGAUUUUAAACUUCACAUUUCACUCUUAAUGAAAUGAUUUAUAACAACUGAAAUUUCUAAAGCUCGUUUGAGACUAUAAAUUUCAAAAGUCUUUCUUUUUCUCUUGAACGGGAUAGAGGGAGUGGUAUUUGUUGCCUCGGCUGGGAUUUGGACUUUAGAUCUUAUGGUUCUCUACCCACUUCAUUGAUCAAAACGCCGCAUCCUUGGGUGCUGACUUUUUUUUAUGUAUUUCCAUACUGGUUUCUUACUUCACAGGAUUUCUGGAUUUUAGAUGCACUCUACCCUUCUACUGGUACUAUUUCUUCGAUCUUUGAGCUGGAUUUUCCAACAUUUAUGCUUUUAUUCAGAAACAAAUGUUUCUUCUUUGACUAGAUAUCAUGCAUUAACUGAUCCAUCUGCCAUUAAAACUCUCACUCACUUCCACCCCCAAGUCUUAUUAUCGGCUGCUGUGCUGCUCAUAACUGAAUGGGUACUUCUUCAAGUCCAAAAGACUUUUCUGUUCUUUCUAGUCCACUUUCAUCUCCUAAUGUUGGUGCCCUGCUUAAGAUCAAGAUCAUUUCAUGGACUCAUGAAACUGGCUUGCCUGUCAUCGUUCGAGUUCGGAUAGCUGAUAGAACCUUUAACUUGCAUAAGCACCCGUUGUUCUCGAAGAGUGGAUACUUCAGAAGAGAACUGAAUGAAUCAAAUGAGGUUGAAUUACCAGGAAAUUUCCCUGGAGGAGCAGAGACUUUUGAAAUGAUGGCACUUUUCAUUUACGGAUCCUCCACGUUGGUUGACCCUUUCAAUGUCGCAGCACUAAGAUGUGCAGCAGAGUUCCUCGAAAUGACGGAAGAGUACUGCUGUGGCAAUCUUUGUGAGCGUUUCGACAUUUACUUGAACCAGGUAGUGCUCCAAAGCUGGGAUGAUACUCUGAUAGUCCUCCAAAAGUGCCAAAUGUUGCUUCCUUUGGCCGAGGAGCUGCUGAUUGUUAGCCGUUGCAUCGAGUCACUUGCCUUCAUGGCCUGCAUGGAAAUUCUCGACCCCGAAAGGCGAAGGGACCAUCCAGUUGUUACAUUGGAGGCCUUAGCUAGUCAGCCUUGGAGCAAUGAGACAGUGAAGGAAAUUCUCAACCAAGAUUUGUGGAUUAAAGAUCUUAUUGCUCUGCCAUUUCCGUUCUUCAAGAGGAUAAUAUCCUCUCUGAGAAGACAAGGGAUGAAAGAAAAAUAUGUCAGCCCCAUAGUGCUUUUCUAUGCAAACAAAUGGGUGCUUUCUAGAAAAACACACCAGUAUUGGCAGAAUGCAGACAAUGAUGCUGAUGCUGCUGUUGGUGAUGAUGAUGAUACUAAUGAAAAGGUUUCCAAGAUUCUUCAAGGAAUUCUUGACUUGCUGCCUAUGGGAGAGAAAGCUAGUAAAGUAAUCCCAGUUGGGUUUUACUUCUCUUUGCUUUCAAGAUCACUUCAACUUGGUUUAAGAAGUGAAAGUAGGGGAAAGCUGCAAGAUCAGAUUGCAUCCCUACUAUACUUGGCUCGAGUGGAAGAUUUUCUCCUCCCGAAAAGCAGCAACGACUCUGUUUCUUCAUGUAUUGAGCUAUCAAUAAUGAAGAGCAUAUUUUCAAAAUAUGUAUCCUUCAGUAUGGAGUUAACUCAUACACCUUCACCGAGAAAUUACAUUGUUGCUGAACUUUGGGAUGUCUAUCUAACCAAGAUAGCUACUGAUCCACAAUGGAGUUCUAAAAGAUUCCUGGAGCUCAUUGAAACUGUUCCAUUGUCCAGUAGGCAAACUCACGAUCAUCUCUAUAGAGCUUUAAGCACUUUUCUCAUGGCACAUCCAGAUAUGUCACAAGAAGAGAAAGGAAUGUUGUGCAAAUACCUCAAUUGUCAGAAACUUUCGCAAGAAGUGUGCAUUGAUGCAGUUCAAAAUGAAUUGAUGCCAUUGAGACUUAUUGUCCAGGCGCUGUUUGUUCAGCAACUAAACACACAGCAAGCUUUUAAAGAAUGUUCAGACUCCUUCCGGUAUGCUCAUUGUGGAGAGUACUCUGGAAGCCUCUCAAGUACAACAUAUCCAAACUCCAAAAGCCAGAAUUUGGUUGAGAGUCCAUAUAUGGAGGGAAGCGAAGGGUGCAGCAAACCGCUAAGCUUCUGGUUAAAAGAUUCAGCAGUGCAAAGGUCCGAAUUCUCAAGGAAGGAAUAUGAAUCCACAAGCUUCAGAAUCCAAAACCUUGAAGGAGAAUUGAUGUCCUUGAAAAAAUCGCUUCAACUGCAGCACACUUCUAAAAAAACAGAAAACAUCUCCAAGAAAGUUGAACCAGUUUCUGAAAAUUUUCACAGCUUGAAACCAUAUGGUCUAGAGGGAAGAACACCAAGCAAGAAGAGGAACACCAUUGGACAAGUAACAAGCUGCAUUGGUUCUGUGAAUCUUUCUUCCCAACGACGAUAUGCUACUAGGUUGCUGAAGGUCUUUCGGAGGAUAACUUUGUUUGGCAGAGGAAAAUCAAGAAAAAAGCAAGGUGGAAAUGGUCUCAGGCCAAAGACAUUGAAUUUUUAAACUACUCAUGUAAUUGCAUUAUUGAUGGACUGCAAAAUAUGAGACAGUAUAUUAUUUACCAAAUUUUGAUGUAUUAAAGUUCAUGUAAAUAGCAAGGGAAUCAAAAAAGAACAUGUCUGUGGAGUUGAUAUUAUUAUAAUGAAUCAUAAGCAGUUGUAAUUGGC
Messenger RNA from Lycium barbarum (goji berry), 2759 nucleotides. Its product is annotated as BTB/POZ domain-containing protein At5g48130-like. Bases 538 to 2595 code for a protein of 685 amino acids. The transcript has 4 exons. NCBI's taxonomy places the organism in Eukaryota, Viridiplantae, Streptophyta, Magnoliopsida, Solanales, Solanaceae. The record is from RefSeq and is a predicted model, not a curated record. Gene Ontology annotation, molecular function: protein binding.